Baudoinia panamericana UAMH 10762 is the source of this 366-nucleotide messenger RNA. RefSeq lists its product as uncharacterized. The transcript has a single exon. The record is from RefSeq and is a predicted model, not a curated record. NCBI's taxonomy places the organism in Eukaryota, Fungi, Ascomycota, Dothideomycetes, Mycosphaerellales, Teratosphaeriaceae. The annotation marks the transcript as partial.
GGGCAGGCUUUCUGCGUCCGUAACAAUCUCGGCGACUUCCUGCGAGCGUUCUCAGUAUGCGACGACUUUGGACUGCUGUACAUUGACGCAAUCUGCAUUAACCAGGGAGACCUCGCUGAGAAGAGCAGCCAGGUACGUCUGCAGUCAACGAUAUACUCUCAAGCGACGCGCGUCCUGUGCUGGCUAGGAGUACCUACAGAUACGAGUGAGAUUGUGGAAGAGGGACUUCAUAGGCUUGCGCGGAGUAAAGACUGGUCUAGCGAUGACACUGGAGAUGACGCUUCGGUCAGUGCCGCAUUGGAGUACAUCGCGGGAAGACCGUACUGGAGAAGGACGUGGAUUGUUCAGGAGUUUCUUCUUGCUCGG